This is a messenger RNA of Phytophthora nicotianae INRA-310, 1041 nucleotides long. RefSeq lists its product as hypothetical. The transcript has a single exon. The record is from RefSeq and is a predicted model, not a curated record. Bases 1 to 1041 code for a protein of 346 amino acids. Gene Ontology annotation, molecular function: glutaminyl-peptide cyclotransferase activity. NCBI's taxonomy places the organism in Eukaryota, Oomycota, Peronosporomycetes, Peronosporales, Peronosporaceae.
AUGGCCCGUAACCAGGUUUCCAGGCGCCCAAGACGCCGUGACAGGUGGACUGCGUCGGCAGAAGCGAAAAGAGCCGAAGCUGAAGCUGCAGCUCAAGCUUCAAGCCAAAAGGAGAUCGGGAUGCUGCCGCGUCUCCUUGUGCGCUUGCUUGUGGCCUGUUUAAUUGUGGCAAUCGGAGUGCUGCUGGUGACCACACAGCGGGAGCCGACACCGGCGCCUUCUCCCAGUCGCACGUUGAGCUCCCACGAAGAAGCGCGAGUCGAAGCGAGAGCUACACGUCGAACUGCCGCACGCCCCACCGUCCAAAUGCUGGGCAAGUACCCGCACGAUACCAAGGCGUUCACCCAGGGCUUCACGGUCAUGAACCGCGGUCAGGAAAAGUUUUUCAUCGAAUCGACAGGCUUGAAUGGAGAGUCGACUCUGCGUCACGUGGAAAUCGAAACUGGAAAGGUACUGAAGCAGUACGAUCUGCCCCAGGAGCUCUUCGGUGAGGGUGUGACGCUCGGUCCGAAUAACGAGUUGGUUAUGCUGACGUGGAAGAGCAAAACUGGUCUUGUGUUCGAUCUAAAGGAAGAUGAGGACGGCAAGGAUGGCUUCGCGUUGAAGCGCGAGUUUAAGUUCGACACCGUCACGGGCGAAGGCUGGGGCAUCACUUUCGACGGUGAAGACUACGCGGUCUCGGAUGGUUCAUCGACCAUCAUGUUCUGGAACCCCAAGACGAUGAAGGAGGUCGGGCAUAUCGACGUGUCGAUGUACAAUGGCGCACAGAAGAUUUCCAAUAUCAACGAGCUCGAGUACGCCAAGGGAUUCAUCUACGCGAACGUGUGGUACCAGCCUUACAUCCUGAAGAUUGACCCCGAGACGGGUGGCAUCGUCACCAUGUUCGACUUGUCCAAAUUGGUCGCCGACGCUGGUGUUGACGUGUCUUCUGGCGCCGUGCUCAACGGAAUCGCGUAUGAUGAAGCUGAGGACGCGUUCUACGUCACGGGCAAGCUCUGGGGUUACGUCUACAAGGUUCGUCUAAUAGAUCCUGUUCAGUAG